Molecule: messenger RNA, 1308 nt
Organism: Agelaius phoeniceus (red-winged blackbird)
Lineage: Eukaryota; Metazoa; Chordata; Aves; Passeriformes; Icteridae
Source: RefSeq, a predicted model, not a curated record
AUAUGGUACAUCAGUGAAUGGAUGGCCAUGGGCAAACCGAGCACCUUCCAGCUGGUGGAGCUGGGCCCAGGGAGGGGCACCCUCACCGAGGACAUACUGCGGGUCUUCAAGCAGCUCUCCUCUGUUCUUAGUAAAUGUGAUGUCUCUGUUCAUCUGGUAGAAGUGAGCCCCAAACUCAGCGAGAUCCAAGCAGUGAUGCUGACAGGAGGGAAGGCGCAGCCAAGCCCUGAGGAUGAGUCUGCUUACAUGAAAGGCAUUAGCAAGACUGGAAUUCCCAUUUUUUGGUACAGAGACAUUCAAGAUGUGCCUGCAGGUUACAGCUUUUAUCUAGCACAUGAGUUCUUUGAUGCCCUGCCAAUACAUAAGUUUCAGCGAACGGAGAAAGGCUGGCGUGAGGUCUUGGUUGAUAUUGACCCAGAAGUUCCUGACCAGCUGCGGUUUGUCCUGUCACCAUCCAGGACCCCUGCAACACAAAACUUCAUUCAGCCAGAAGAAACAAGAGACCACGUGGAAGUGUGUCCUGAGGCUGGUGUCAUUGUGCAGAGGCUGGCCUCUCGGAUAGAGAAGGAUGGUGGGGCUGCUCUGGUUGCAGAUUACGGCCACGACGGAACCAAAACUGACACUUUCCGGGGUUUCCGGAAUCACAAACUUCACGAUGUGCUGAGUGCUCCAGGUACAGCAGACCUGACAGCAGAUGUUGACUUCAGCUACCUUCGAAAGAUGGCACAGGGAAAAACAGCUACAUUAGGCCCUAUAAAACAGAGGGAGUUUUUAAAGAACAUGGGCAUUGACCUCCGACUGCAGGUGCUCUUGCAGAAUUCAGGUGACACAGCAACUCGUGAGCAGUUACUUCACAGCUAUGAUAUGCUGAUGAAUCCUGAGAAGAUGGGGGACUGUUUUAAUUUCUUUGCCCUGCUGCCUCACCACAGACUUGUACAUCCUGACAAGAAAGAUAAGCCAGAAUCAAAGUCUCCCCCCCUACCACCUGUUGCUGGAUUUAAUGAACUGUUACUAAAGUAAUUUCAAAUACUAUCACAAAAUGCAUGAUGGCUGUUUCAGAAUAAGUCUGGUGCAGCACACCAAACCUCUGGACUGACCUACUCAAAGCAGUAUGAGUGGAAAUAAAAGACUACACAUACAGAAGCCAGAACACACAGAGCAGAGAAUGAACAGUGGUUUGGGGUUCUUAUGAAAGAACAGAUUGAAAUAUUUACUAGUUGAAUCAAAACUUGUCAGUAACAAACAUGCACUAAGGAUACUUUAAAUGUAUUCAAGCUUUGGUACUUGAAUAAAAUCAAGAUGCCUUGA